Pelagomonas calceolata is the source of this 1159-nucleotide messenger RNA. NCBI's taxonomy places the organism in Eukaryota, Pelagophyceae, Pelagomonadales, Pelagomonadaceae. The record is from the annotation of a GenBank genome assembly.
GGCACUAGCACAACGCCAAUCUGCUCUCACAGCGGCGCGUCGAAAAACGCCUCGUGCGGCAGCCCGCAGGUGCCACAAGCGCGCCCUCCGGCAGCCUCCGUGCCCCUACGCUGCGGCGCAGGCAGCCCCGCCGCGACAGCGCGCCACAACGGCCUAGCGCCCCCAGCGAAGCGCAGCGCAGCUCACACCGACGCAGCAGCGAAGCCCCAUGGCUUCGAGCUGGCAGCGCCCGCCCGACACGGGUUGUGAUGCGGACGGCAUCCCCCACGGCUUCCGGAAGGUCAUGGGCGACAUGGCCGCCGAGAUGGGUGAUGAUGAGCUCAUGCGGGCGUCGCAGGGGAGCAUCCACGACCCGCGCCACACCUCAAAGACCUUCUCGGACAUCCACCAGAAGUUCUUCGGCGCGGCCAAGAAGGCGGGCCAUAUGGCGCUCGCUGCACAGGGGUUCCGAGAAGCGGGGGAGCGGCGCGUCAUGCGUGGGGUGGAUGCUCAUGGGAAUAGUAUGGACUACUCCGGUGGAAAGUACGCGCGGGGCGCAAAAUUGAUGCUCUCGGCCCGGGCGGGCGGCCCGCCGCAGUGGGACCCGCGGCCCCAGCACAUCCGGCAGGAGUACCGCGAGACGCGCGAAUUGCGGAAGGAGGGCUUCGAGACGCGCCAGGAGCGCGACGCGGCGGUCCGGUCCCAGUGGGGCCUCGAAGGUGAUAGAAGGAACCAGUUCCAGCGGGUCAUGGUCCACAAGCAGGACCGCUACGGGAAUUCCUACGGCCAGCCCAAGGAACACGGCCCGGGCAUUCGGGACCGCUACGGGAAUGAUGCCGACUACGCGGGCGGCCGGUACGCGCGCGGGGCCCAGGCCAUGGGCAUGGGCGGCGACGGCCUUCCCGCGCCGCUCACGCCGCGCGGCGGCCAGGGGCGCGUGCCGCAGGACCAGGGCAUGCUCUCCGUCGCGAACGCGCAGGCCGUCGAGAUCCCGCGGCCGGCGGACUGGGACGCGCGCAGACGCCGAGACUACGCGGCGGGCCGGCACCCGCUGCCCCAGGGCGACGGGCCGCACUGGCACCCGUUCCACCAGUCGCAGAGCGAGGUCGACCGCAAGUUCCUCCAGCACGUCUGGCGCAAGAGCCGGAACCAGUAGCUGUAGAAGGCGUAAAGUCCAAAG